This is a messenger RNA of Diplodia corticola, 1485 nucleotides long. RefSeq names its product papa-1-like conserved region protein. The transcript is spliced from 3 exons. Gene Ontology annotation, cellular component: Ino80 complex. Bases 1 to 1485 code for a protein of 494 amino acids. The record is from RefSeq and is a predicted model, not a curated record. Gene Ontology annotation, biological process: chromatin remodeling. NCBI's taxonomy places the organism in Eukaryota, Fungi, Ascomycota, Dothideomycetes, Botryosphaeriales, Botryosphaeriaceae.
AUGGCGGAUCGCGGCGGACGGCCAGUCAAGCGGCUGCGCACCGACGACGACGACGAGUCUGGCAGCGACGAUUGGACACCUGCGGCGCAGGCAAACAAAGCCAGCAACAAUAGGUAUGUACCCAGCUCCUCCCUGAGUAAGCCGUGCGACACGCCCAGGCACGCAGGCUUCGGAGCAAGAGCCACCCCCAAGCCUAUCAGAUACACCUGCAGCCGCCUUCCCUUCUGCUCCAGCCCCAACCCAUCCCAGCAAACACCCACAAUGACCACCCGCCGCCUGCGCUCGCGCGCCCAGAUCAACGCUGACCUGCAAAGCAAACCUGCCUCCACUCGCUCGCGCCCGCGCCGUGCAGCUGCUGCCCCCACCUCUGCCACCAUCGAGCGCACCUCGCCCGAGGAGACGCGCCAGUCUAUCCACCUCACCGUCAAAGCCGCACCCAGCAAGCUCCGCGAGGCCACAAGCGGCACCGGCACCGGCCAGUCUCGCAGCGGCAGAAAUGCCGGCGUGAACUCGCGCGACAGCUUCGUCGGUGGCGAGAUCGUUGUCGGCCAGCGCAGCUCCCGGAACAAGAAGGCCAUCAUCGAGGAGACGUCCGAGGAUGACAUGGACGAGGAUGAUCUGGAGGACGACGAUAUUGAGGAGGACGGUGAUGAGGAUGAGGACAUGGCCGAUGACGCCGACGCCGACGCCGACGCCGAUGCGGACGCUGACGCCGACGAGGACGUAGACAUGGAGGACUCGCUACCUGCCCCGCCUCCUCCAGCCGUCAAGGCGAGGGGGAAGCAGCAGCAGCAGCAGAAGCCCAGCAUCAAGGUCUCACAAGCAGAUCGGGAGAUUCCUAGCGUUGAAGCUAAGGAGAUGGCCAUGGAGGACGACCAGAGCGAAGAUGACGAGCUCUCAGAGCUGGAUUCUGCAGAUGAGCAAGACGAUGAGGAUGGUGAGGAAGAUGAUGCUGAGGGCGACGAGGACGAGCUGGACGAUGAGAUAGACAGCGACGAGGAGACGCCCAUGUCUGGCAGUCGAGCAGGCACACCAGACCUCAGCAAGCUCACCAGGCGUCAACGGGCGGCUUUCGAGACCUACGAGGGCGAAUUGAUUUCUCUGUCGAAUGAAGCGCAAAAGAAGAAGCAUCUGACUGCCGAGGAGCAUGCCAUGCGGAGAGCUGAGAUGGCUCGCCGCAGGAAGAACCUCAGCGAGAAACGCAACGAAGAAGAGAAAAUGGACACCAUCAACCGUCUCCUCAAAAAGCAAGCUCCGAAACGCCGUGGAAAGGCGCAGGCCGACGCUGAUGCAGGCGGCGAAGAGCAAGAGGAAGAAGAACGUGCCCCGGCUCUAUGGGUUCGUUACAUUCAGACUACCGAGAACAGCCAGAUUGCGGUGCCUUAUGACUGGGUUGAGUCUCCUCUUGGAGAGUUGAUGACUCAGUCAAAGCCCGCGACUGUCAAAACACCUUUUGCGGGGAGAAUGGUCCAGGAAGUUGUAUAA